GCGUAAGUGCCCAUUUAAUUUCAUAAAAUUUGGACAAUUAGAAAUUAUUGAAAGUUUAAAAUAAUAAAAUUAUGAACGUCGUGUGGAGAGAAAACCAUGCAAAUACGAAAAUAAUAGCUAAAUCUAAACAUGAAUUAGUAAGAAAGGACGCGGCUAUUUACUCGACUUCCUCUAAGCCUGAAUCGUCUUCAAGCAGGCCCAGAGCGAGGGUACUGGCUUCCGAUUCAGCGGUGGCUGAUACGUCGAACGAUAUGUGCACUCCUAGAAACCGACCCACUGCUCUGAGAUACAUUAGCAGUAGUAGUAGAGGUGGACAUAGUGGUGCCAGAUCAGGUAGAUCUACUAGUACAUCAGCUAUAGAUGCCAGUGUUAUUUUAGCUAUUUCCGAGGGCAGGGGAAUGGCCCGUGGAGAGAUUGGCAUGGCUGCGGUUGAUCUAAGGCAUCCACAUCUAGUUCUAUGCCAGUUUAGCGACACAUUGCUGUACACACACACGUUAACAAAAAUCAACUAUUUUAAUCCCAUCGAGAUUAUAGUCCCACACACGUUUUGCGAGGGAGUGAAACCAAGCCAACUGUAUCAAUUGAUAAAGGAACGAUUCCCUUUAGUGAACUUAACUACAGUACAACGACGGCAUUUCAAUGAUGCUGCUGGCCGUCAGAAUAUUCAGACUCUUUGCGCUCCACAAUACAGCGCUGUGUAUCUCCAAGUACUACACAAAUUUUACGCAUUGACUGCGGCUGCAGCUGUACUUAAAUAUGUAGAGCAUAUACAAUGUUUAGUUUUUGCGCGCGAAUCCUUGAAGAUCGAAUACCAUUCGUCGGAAAAUACAAUGAUUAUUGAUAUAGGAACAGCUACACAAUUAGAAUUAGUCCAGCCACUAAUACCAUCUGCGGGACCCACGUGCUGUCUCUUAGGUAUCUUGGGACCAACUUAUACUAUUGGAGGAAUAAGGGCUCUGAGGGCAACUAUUUUACAACCAUCGUGUAACAAAGAAAUUAUAGAGGCCAGGCUUGAUGCUAUAGAGGAUUUGAUAAACAAUGAUUCUGGAUUAAUGAUAGAUUUACAGGAUGUAAUAAAGAAAUUGACGGAUAUUGACAAAAUUCUUCUUCUUUGCGUCGAAAAUACUAAUCCGAACUUAGAUAAAUUAGGCGAAGCACAACUUAACCAAGUGUUACUGCUGAAAACUACUAUGGAAAUGGUUCCAAAACUUGUUGAAUCGCUAAAUACCGCAGAGAGUGGGAGAUUGAGGAAAAUUAAAAUGGAUUUUGAAAACCCAAAUUACAAAGAGAUAUCAGAGCGCAUAAAGAACAUCAUUCAAGAUGAUGCACACUUAGAAAAAGGAGCUAUGGGCAGCUUGCAAAGAUGUUUCGCAGUAAAACCAGAUAUAAAUGGCCUUCUAGACGUAGCUCGAAGAACUUAUUCAGAACUCAUAGAAGACAUACAAAAAAUAGUAGAGCAACUAAGUGAAACGUAUGAUUUGCCUAUACGACUUAAUCAAAAUGUUAUGAAGGGAUUUCAUAUAGUUUUAUCUUUGGGACCUAAGAACAGGCAAAAAUUUUGUGUUGAAGAUUUGCCGCCCAUAUUUAUACAGGUUCACAACAACGGCGCAAGCGUAUCAAUGACAACAGAAGAACUUGUAGUGCUCGAUCAUCAAGCUAAGGAAUCUCUUAAUGAAAUACAAAAAAUGAGUAACAUUGUUAUUUCUACUUUACUCAAAGAAUUACGUCCCUUUAUGGCAAGUUUGUAUACACUGUGCGAAGAUGUUGCUGAAUUGGAUAUUUUGUUGGCGUUAACACAGGCUAGUAGCAUAGGAUCCUACGUACGUCCUGAAUUCAACACUUAUCUAGAAAUACGGAACAGUGUGCAUCCCUUGUUAGACUACAACAGUCAAGUUCUGCCGAUUCCAAAUGAUAUAUUUGCAAGUCCUGAACACAAUUUCACAAUAAUAACUGGACCAAAUAUGGGUGGCAAAAGUAUUUACAUAAAACAAAUUGCUAUCAUGCAAGUUAUGGCGCAGUUGGGUUGCUUUCUGCCAGCAACGAACUGUGUUUUACGCCUAUGCGAUAGGCUGUUCUCGAGAAUUGGAUUUAAUGAUAGCGUUGAAUUGAACGCCUCUACUUUCGUUUUGGAGAUGAAAGAAAUUCAACAUAUAUUGAAGAGCUUGACUCCAACGAGUUUGGUAAUCAUUGAUGAACUCUGCAGAGGAACAUCUUGUGAAGAAGGCACUAGCAUAGCAUGGGCAAUCUGCGAAGAACUAAUGAUGAGCAAUGCAUUCACAUUUUUCACUACUCAUUUUAUGUACCUUACGCGAUUACAAGAAUUGUAUUACAAUGUUGUCAAUAAACAUACAGCAGUCAUAGAAGAAAUAGUAUCAGAAGGCGAUAAUACAAAUAAACGAUUGGUGUAUACUCAUAAGGUAGAACUAGGAGUUACAAAGCUUGAACGCUAUGGAUUAGCUUUAGCUGCAAAAACAAAUUUACCAGACGCUACAGUUCAACUUGCUAAUGAACUUGCUGAUUUAAUUGUCAGUAAUAGAGCAUACGAAGUAAUAUCUACACAAAAAAGGAACGAAGAACUUCUUUAUAAUCUAAAUGCUAACAUUAGACAUGAAACUCGAAAAAAUACAGAUUCUAGCGUAAUUAUAGAGCGAAUACUUCAAAAAUUUACUGAAGAAAAUCCCGGAUUGAUCGAAAAACUAAAAACCCAAAUAAAUAGUACAAUAUUUCAAACUGAUUCCAGUGCUAAAUGCUCAUCUGCACACACGUCAAAACAGCAAAUUAGUGCAGAAUAUAGCAAACUUUCACCUCUAAACACUAAUAACAAUAAUAUAAAAUUUCUUGAAAUCCAAAAUAUCCAUCACAAACCGGAUAAUGAAAUAGGCAUAAGAUCUUCUAAUGAACUAAUUACUAGUAUGAUAAAUAACAAUCCUAGUUGCAGUGAUGUACAUAAAUUGCAAUACGAUCUAGAAAUGACAGCAGUCCAUAAUAAUACGCCAAUUGAGGGAAUGGCUUCUUUUGGUGACAAUGUUAUCUUAGAAAAUUUCAAUAAUGUAGAACAUAACGGGUCAGAAAAUCUUAUGAACAAUAACAGCAUUGAAACCAACCAUGGCAAUUAUGAUAAAAACGUAAACGAAGAGGAAAUGGAAAUGUCCACAGAUAGUAAAACCAAUGAAAUUGAUUCUUCUGAUGAGAGUGAUGUUGGUGAAGCUCUUACUCAACUAAUAGAUGAAUGCUCCGCUGUAGACAUGGAGGGACCUCUAGAUAGAAGCAACGACAUGUCGGUGGAUGAAGAACUAAUGUUAGAGACAGUUGACGAAAUUAAUGAAGAAUUGAAUAAUAAACUCGAUAUUGAGAAUAUAGUACUGACACCGCCAAUAGAUUUCCGCGACAUAUAAAAACUACUUAAAAAGUAAAGUAUCAAAUAAAGCAAUAUCACCACAGCCACAUUUGUUUUACUUAAUGUAGAUAUAGAGUCAAAGUUACGGUCUUAAAAACGUAAUAAGGCAGUAACUCAGGAUUUCACGACCAUUUACAAAAGCUCAGCGGGCCGCAGGUUUGAACCACAGCCCUCUACGUUGCAAUUUGUCGUCAGAUGGCGUUGAAGUCACAUAAAAUUACAUUU
Molecule: messenger RNA, 3622 nt
Organism: Manduca sexta (tobacco hornworm)
Lineage: Eukaryota; Metazoa; Arthropoda; Insecta; Lepidoptera; Sphingidae
Product: mutS protein homolog 4
Exons: 18
Coding region: 72-3395 (1107 amino acids)
Biological process (GO): mismatch repair; reciprocal meiotic recombination
Cellular component (GO): nucleus
Molecular function (GO): ATP binding; mismatched DNA binding; ATP-dependent DNA damage sensor activity
Source: RefSeq, a predicted model, not a curated record